AUGGACCACUUUCCAGGAACCUGGGGCCGGCCCAGGAACGAUGUCUACGGAGCUUACGACCCUUCAUAUCUCCAGAGCACGGGCCCCAAAACACAUACCACCUCGCCGGCCGUGACCGGUACGUCGGUCGUGGGUGUGAAGUUUAACGGCGGUGUCGCCUUGGCCACCGAUAACCUGGCCUCCUAUGGAUCCCUUGCCCGCUUCACAGACACCAAGCGUCUGCGCGUGUUCGGCGACCAGGCCGUGGUCGGAUUCGGCGGCGACGUGUCGGACAUGCAAUACCUUGACCGACUCCUCGAAUCGAUCGAUAUCCGCGAGAACUACUCUUCCCACGGCAACAUGCUCAAUGCCAAGAAUCUGCACACCUACCUCGCCAAGGUCUUCUACAAGCGACGCUCCGAGUUCAACCCCCUGUGGAACCACGUGCUGGUAGCCGGCUUCGACGGCGAGGGCAAGCCGUUCCUCAGCUCUGCGGAUCUGCUGGGCACCACGUUCUCUGCGCCGCACUUGGCGACUGGAUUCGGUGCUCACUUGGCAGUUCCGAUUCUGCGUCGGUUGUUCCCCGAGGAGAAGCCGAUUGAGGAGAUUAGCCGGGAGGAGGCGGUGGAUGCGUUGAAGCAGUGUUUGAAGGUUCUGUUCUACCGUGAUGCGCGGAGUCUGGAUAAGUACUCGAUAGCGGUCAUUACUAAGGAGGGUAUUGACUUGAAGGAGGAUGAACAACUGGAGGGACAGAGCUGGGCGUUUGCCGAGAGGAUCAAGGGAUACGGAGCUCAGACGGUUUAG
Messenger RNA from Penicillium cataractarum, 783 nucleotides. RefSeq names its product proteasome core particle subunit beta 7 (gene pre4). Lineage: Eukaryota; Fungi; Ascomycota; Eurotiomycetes; Eurotiales; Aspergillaceae. The record is from RefSeq and is a predicted model, not a curated record. The coding region runs from base 1 to 783 and encodes 260 amino acids. Gene Ontology annotation, cellular component: proteasome core complex. The transcript has 3 exons.